CGGUUUUGUAGAUUUCCACCUCUUGGUGUACUUGUUGUGGUAGAACUGUUUGCUGACAUUUUUAAUUAGUUGUUUUUUUACUAAACUAUACACUCAAAAAGUACAAUAUAUAUAUGUAUAUAUAUAUGUGUGUAUGUGUGUGUAUAUAUAUUUAUAUCUCUCUCAUAUCAAUAUUCUUGAUAUCAAGUAAUCAAAUUCUUUGUUUGCCGAUCGCAUUCGAUAAUUUCCUGUCAAUGUAGGAAUCAGCUGAUUCGGAUACUAAAUAAGUCAAUUCACUUUUACUUUACACCACUCUCAUUUUUCGACCACAGUUUACCGCCGAUAGCUCGUGAGCAUUGCGUUUUUGGUACAUUAUCAAUAAUUACACCGUUCAAAGUAUUUUAAUACCGUGAUCAUUAUUCCACGGCAAAGCAUAACCUUCUCAUUUCAUAUUAAACUUUGAAUGGUCGCUUGAAAAUAAUGUUUAAUUGAUUUUUAUUAACGACACUGUAAUUUAAAACCUUACAGAAGCCAUAUAUUUUGCCUUCUUUGGUUUUAAUUUAAUUAUUCGCAUAAAAACAGAUACCUGACGAUGAUGCCUUUUGGUAUUGAGUCACAACCAUCGGUGAAUGAAAUUGUAAUUUCCCCAAUUGGAUAUGUGUUGUUUGUUCACUCGGAGGCAUUUAACUAAUGCGAAUAACAUGAACGAUCCUUCGAUGUUUUCGAACAGCUAGAAUCUGUUACUGUCUUUCAACAUUUUUAUUGCACGCAAAGUAUUUGACACUUUGCAGACGACGAAAGGAACGCCCAUGUUGGAUGUUGAACACACAAGGCAGAACAUGGCUACCUGAAAUUAUAAAUAAUAUCAAUCCCGUGCACGCGGAACACUAUUGUAUUCUAUAACCAACUAAUAAUAACUUUUAUCAUGAUAACACUAUACUCAAUGCGACACUGCGGUAUGCCACGUAAAUCGUAAAUUAAAUCGUGUGGGUGUACGGUACUUAUAUUUUUUUUUAAAUACAACUUAUAAUUAGACCGUCCAAUGUUUACGCAUAGUCAUAUUUUUAUAGUCCAAUUUAUAAACACAGAAAUUGAAUAAGAACAUAUUUACUCUUCCAGUAGUUUAAUCGUACGAAAAGGAAAAUAAGAUCUAUAUUAAGUUUCAUUAAAAUUCUUAUUCGUUUUAUUUAGUUGCGACUACUGCAAAUGCAUAAAAUUCAAGUUCAUUAAUUGAAACAGUACAAGGAACGUGCGUAUCAGUUCAUCUAUAGAACAUACAAAUAUAUCUAUAGAAAUUGUAAUUGUUUAUUAUUGUUUGACAAUUUUGAAAUAAUUUGAAUUAUGUUUCACAAUCAAUCGGAAGAUGGUGUUCUGACGCUUGAAAGAUUAUUCUGUGGACCUUUAGAUGGCGUGUACAAUUACAAUGUAGAAUAGUGCUCUGAAGAGACUACUUUUUAUUUCGAACAAAUGUUAAAACAAAGUGAAAGGACGAUUCAUUAUACAUUUUUCCAUGUUUUCAUAAUUAAAUCUAAUAUGGAAAUUCCAUCGCAUUGAAGGAAAUUGAACAUUGUAAAGUAUUUUUAUAGAAGAUGGCAAAUCCUCCCACAAAUGUUGGCCAAUCUUACUUUUGGAAUUCAGGAGUCUCACAAUCACAAAACAUGGGGUACUAUUCUGUGCCUCCUCCAAAUUUUCCACCUCCAAACUUUAGGCAACCACCGCCGUCUUAUAAUAUGCCUGUUUCCACUUUACCUGAGAAUAAACCAACCAACUUCAUAUCUUCGUAUCAGUCUAUGACAUGUUAUCGAAAUGAAGUUCCAAAUUCUUAUUCUGAUACCUCUUACCAAAAUCAAACACAGCCACAAUGUAACAAUCAAAACUAUGGUCUUCCUGGUUAUUCUCAACCAGCAGCGGGAAAUUUUAAUUCAAAUUGGGAGGAGAGAUCUACGUAUCACAACAGUACCAGCAGUGAAUGGAGUUCUAAUAGUUAUACAUGUGAGUGGAACAAGUUACAAGAUAAUAAAAGUUCUUGGUAUGAAACAAAUAAAGUGCAAGAGGAUAACAGGAAAUCUGUGUAUGAUAAAUCUAACGACUCUGUAAAAAGUAAGAGAUCCGAAUGGAAAUUUAGAGAUAAAGAGUCUUCUAGUUGUCAUAUCAGUAGUAGGAAACGUUCUAGAAGUCCAGAGAAUAGAUCUAGAUCUAAUAGAUCACCAUAUAAAUCACGAUAUGAUUCUCAGAGAGAUAGGUAUUCAAAGUAUCAUAGCAAUAGAUCAAGUUCUAAAGAGCGGUCACACAAUGAAGACUCUUCUGAUAGAAGAUCAUCCUAUAAAAGGAAUUUUACAUAUGUGUCACGUUCCCAAAGAUCAUAUACAAGUCAUAGAAGCAGGAAGAGAUCAAGAUCAUUAGAAUCUUACUCGUCUAGAGCUAGUAGUCCAAAUAAUAGUACUUCUAGUAAGAGGGAUCCAACAGAAAGAGAGUUACUACUUGAGAAAUAUAGGCAGAAUUAUUGUGCAACUAGCAAAGAUAUGGAAAGAAAAAUGGAUGAAUUAUCUGCAAUGGGACCCGAAGGAAUAAUAGAAAAUGCAAGAAAAGUUUGGACACGUACUGCACCAGCAGAUUUAUAUUAUUCUAGGGAUGAUGACAACCCAAAAAUAAUGAAAGGCACAUCAAAAUUGCAUGAAUUAUGUGAAUUAUUUAAAAAAAUAUUGAUGGACAGAGCUACAUCUGCAAAAGCUUUACAGCCUCCUUAUGAACCACCACCAAGAAAAACUAGAGCACGUUUAUGUAGGCAUAAAUCAGAGGUUUGCAGCAGCUCUUCUUCUGAUAGUGACAGUUCAAUGGAUGAAGAUGAUAGAACAAUGGAAGAGUUAAUGGCAAAGAAACAACACCCACAACGAUUACAUCCGGAAAUGUGGUUUAAUGAUCCAGGAGAAAUGAAUGAUGGACCAUUAUGUAGGUGUAGUGCAAAGUCAAGGAGAUCUGGAAUUCGUCAUGGCAUUUAUGCUGGAGAAGGUGCAAUAAACAAAUGUGAUCUAAACUCAACCAAUGCAGAUAAAUUGUACCAUUACCGAAUAACAAUUAGUCCGCCAACAAAUUUCCUUACUAAAACGCCGACAAUUAUCAAGCAUGACGAACAUGAAUUUAUAUUCGAAGGAUUUUCUAUGCUUUCUCACUUCCCUCUUGUAAAAUUGCCAACUUGCAAAGUAAUAAGAUUUAAUAUAGAAUAUACGAUUCUGUAUAUAGAUGAAAAAUUACCAGAAAAUUUUACCAUUCAAGAACUGGAUUAUUUUCAAACGUAUUUAUUUAAAGAAAUAUUGGAACUAGUUGAUUUCGAUUUACAAGCAGCGCAAGAUAAAUCUGGCUGUGGACAGUUUCAUUUUAUGCCAAGAUUUGUACGUGACUUAGCAGAUAAUGGACAAGAAAUCCUAUCUAUGAACGAGGUUUUAAAUUAUUUAAUAAAAAGUAGUAAACUGUUAAUAGAUCCAGAAGAUUUACCUAGGUUAGUGGAGAUGCCACAAUAUAAAUGGCAAAAUUUUGCGGAUGAAGUGAAAGGUAUGAUAGUUACAUACCCUGGAAAAAAGCCUUGCAGCGUUCGCGUGGAUCAAUUAGACAGGAAUCAAACUGAUCAAUCUCCCGGUGUAAUUGCUUAUCCCGAAAUUGUUCAUUUCGGAAUCAGACCUCCUCAACUUAGCUAUGCAGGAAACGCAGAUUACCAAAAAGCAUGGAGGGAUUAUGUAAAAUUUCGUCACUUACUAGCCAACAUGCCAAAACCAUCGUUCGAAGAUAAAAGGAAGUUAGAAGCGAAGGAGAAUAAACUACAAGAAUUAAGAACGCAAAGUAAAAUGAAGCGCGACGUUACCGUAGACGUUAGUUCUGAGGGAUUUUACAGGACUGGAAUAAUGUGUGAUAUAGUACAGCACGCCAUGUUAAUCCCUGUACUUGUCUGUCAUUUGAGAUUUCAUAAAUCCCUGGAUAAUUUAGAACGUACAUUAGGAUAUGAAUUUAAGAAUAGGUAUCUUCUUCAAUUAGCGUUAACGCAUCCUAGUUACCGCGAGAACUUCGGUACAAAUCCAGACCAUGCUCGAAAUUCUUUGACCAAUUGUGGAAUAAGACAACCCGAGUAUGGUGAUCGUCGAAUUCAUUACAUGAAUACACGUAAACGCGGUAUCAAUACAUUGAUUAAUAUAAUGUCAAGAUUUGGCGCGAGGACGGAAACCGAAUCUUCAAUAGCGCACAACGAAAGAUUGGAAUUCUUGGGAGACGCGGUAGUUGAAUUUCUUACGUCGAUUCAUUUGUUUUAUAUGUUUCCCGAUUUGGAGGAAGGUGGCUUAGCAACUUACAGAGCAGCAAUUGUACAAAAUCAGCAUCUUGCUGUGUUAGCAAAGAAAUUGAACUUAGAAGAAUACAUGCUCUAUGCUCAUGGCAGUGAUCUUUGUCAUGAUUUGGAAUUAAGGCAUGCUAUGGCUAAUUGUUUUGAGGCAUUAAUGGGUUCAUUGUUCCUUGACGGAGGCAUAGAAGUAGCUGAUAGAGUAUUCGGAGAAACGCUAUUUAAAGACGAAGAAGAUCUUAUGAAAGUUUGGGUGAAUUAUCCUAAGCAUCCUUUGCAAGAGCAAGAACCGACAGGCGACAGACAAUGGAUACCGAGUUUUGAAUUGUUACAAAAAUUAACAAAAUUUGAAGAAUCCAUUGGCAUAGAGUUCACUCAUAUACGUCUUUUAGCAAGAGCAUUUACUGAUCGCAGUAUAGGAUAUACGAAUUUAACAUUAGGUUCUAAUCAACGUUUAGAAUUUUUAGGGGACACUGUAUUACAACUCAUAGUUUCAGAGUACUUAUACAAAUACUUUCCAGAACAUCACGAGGGUCACCUAUCUCUUCUACGAAGUUCCCUUGUGAAUAAUAAAACGCAAGCCGUUGUCUGUGAUGACUUAGGAAUGAUUCAGUAUGCACUUUAUGGUAACCCCAAAGCUGAAUUAAAAACAAAGGAUAGAGCUGACUUAUUGGAAGCAUUUUUGGGGGCCCUUUAUGUUGACAAAGGUUUAGAGUAUUGUCAUGUUUUCUGCGAUGUAUGCUUCUUCCCACGAUUACAAGAUUUUAUUAUGAAUCAAGAUUGGAAUGAUCCAAAGAGUAAAUUACAGCAGUGUUGUUUAACACUGAGAACAAUGGAUGGCGGAGAACCUGAUAUUCCUGUGUACAAAGUAAUUGAAUGUAAAGGUCCAACAAAUACAAGAGUGUAUACUGUUGCUGUGUAUUUCCAAGGGAAACGAUUGGCAAAAGCAUCAGGUCAUAGUAUACAAGAAGCAGAAAUGAAUUCAGCCAAAGAGGCUCUAGAAAAGUCGCAAGAUUUGUUCCCGCAGUUGGAUCAUCAAAAACGUGUUAUAGCUAAAAGCAUGAAAAUGCAACAAUGGCCAAAUAAGCAUAAAUCUAGAGGAAGGUCCAUGAAACCUACAGACAAACAUGAUGAUAUUGAUUCGAAUCCACGUUCCAAAAGAAGUCGUAGUGAAACAUAAUUGUAUCGAUGAAAUUGACAUGUUGCAAUUAUAAUUUAAAACGAAGUUUUUAUGAAUUGUACAAUAACGUAUUAUAACAGUGAAUAUAAUAAAUCUUUAACAUUUA
Nomia melanderi (Alkali bee) is the source of this 5589-nucleotide messenger RNA. It is a transcript of the gene drosha, whose product is annotated as ribonuclease 3 drosha. NCBI's taxonomy places the organism in Eukaryota, Metazoa, Arthropoda, Insecta, Hymenoptera, Halictidae. Gene Ontology annotation, biological process: primary miRNA processing; rRNA processing; pre-miRNA processing. Gene Ontology annotation, cellular component: microprocessor complex; nucleus. Gene Ontology annotation, molecular function: ribonuclease III activity; RNA binding. The record is from RefSeq and is a predicted model, not a curated record.